UACACUUGGUAUAUUUCCGGUAUCCGAUUGCGGUCACACCGGCGUCUUUUUCUUGUGAAAUUUUCUGUAUUUUGUUAAAAAAAUAAUAUAAAAUAUGGGUUCCUCGUCGUCUGGAAAGAAGCACAAGAAAGACAAGAAAAAUCGCCAUCGCUCGCGAUCGCCGGAGCGUCAGCGGCGCGCAACAGAGGAUGAGGAUGUCACCCUGGACCUCACCGACGACUCGUCGUCGCGGCACAGACACCACAAGCACAAGAAGCACAAGGAGCACCGCCACAAGCACCACAAACACAAAGAGCGCGAGCGUCCGAACGAGGUCAUCUCGCUGGAGGAAUCGGACUCGGAUAGUUCCGACUGCGUUGAGGUGCCGGUGCAGGCGCAGGAGCAGGCCAAGGUGAGGGAGGCCAAAGAAUCCUCCAAUCGUGACAAGGAGCGGGAUUCUGGACGCGAGCGUGAACUCCUAAGGGAAAAGGAGCGAGAACGUGAGCGGGAUCGUGAGCGGGAACGGGAUAGGGAUCGGGAAAAGGAGCGCGAAAGGGAACGGGAGAAGGAGCGCGAUAGGGAACGCGAGAAGGAGCGUCUCAGGGAUCGAGAGGAACGCGAAAGAGAGCGUGAGAAGGAUCGUCUCAAAGAACGCGAGAAAGAACGCCUUAGGGAGCGUGAAAGGGAACGGGAACGAGAACGGGAGCUCACAGCUCCACCACCACCCCAAAUCUCCAAACAUGCCGAAUAUGAGUCUAGACGAGAGCGCGAGAUCGAACGGGAACGAGACGCCCGCAAGCGAUCAGGCAGAGAACGUGAACGGGAACGCAAUCGGGAACGUUCCCGAUCCCAGUCGCCAUCGGCGUCGCGUAAACCAGCUAACAGGGAACGCGAGCCCUCCUCUCGGUCCUUCUCGCCCAUACCCGAAAACGGUGCCGGCGAUGUCCUGUCUAUAACAGAGACAAACAAGCUUCGCGCUAAGCUGGGUUUAAAGCCACUCGAAGUUGAUAGCGGUCCGAGCAAGGUAGGACCUCCUGCUGGAAGCAGUAGUCAAGGCGAGAGCAAGAAACCCCCUGGCGAAGCCGAUCUCUCUUCGUACAAAGAUGAGUGGGGCGAGUUCUUGCACAAGCCGGCCGACAACCUGAAGGAGAAAAAGGAAGCAGAGAAGCUGCGCGAGAAACUCAAACAGCGCAAGGAGAAACGUUUCUUAGAGGAGCGCCUGGCUCGCAUCAAAACACUGGGAGAGUCUGAUGAGGAAACUGACAAUGUGUCCAAGUGGGUGGAUAAGAACAAGCGGGUCGUCAACGAACGCGAAGAGGCGAAGCGUAAGGCCAAAGAGUUGGAGGAAUUGGAUGAGGCGUUUGGGGUUUCGGAGAUGCUGGAGAAAGAGAAAACCAAAGCCCGUCAGCGAGCAUAUGGCGAUAGCAAUCUAAAGGGUCUGCGUGUGGAUCAUGAUAUGGAGGAUUUCGGCGAAGGGCGCACUGUUAUUCUAACUCUUAAGGAUCAAGAUGUGCUUAACGAGGAGGAAGGCGACACUCUAGUCAAUGUGAACAUGGUCGACGAAGAGCGCUACAAGAAGAAUGUGGCCAACAAGAAGCAGAAUCCGCUCAGUUAUGGUUAUAACGUAUACGAGGAGCAAUACGAUGAAUUGGGCAAUCCCAUUGAACGUUCGGUGCUGGAAAAGUACGAUGAUGAAAUGGAGGGCCAGCCGAAAAAGCGCAAGAACUUUGUGAUUGGGGAGAAUAUGGAUGAGGAGCGGGAGCACAGACGCAAGCUCCUGGAAAUUAAAACCAAAUUAGCCGGCAAGCGCUUGGAAACCUUGGAGGACACCAAUCUGCAGCUGGCAUCGGACACCUACAGUGCUGAAGAGUUGGCCAAAUUUAAAAAGCCAAAGAAAAAGGUUAAGAAACUUCGGCAGAAACUUAAAGCCGAGGAUCUUGAGCCUUUAGCGGAGGCUGAAGCAUCCGGUUCUUCAAAUUUUGGUAGUCGAGGAGGACGUUAUCGCGAUCACGAGGAUGUGGAAAUGGAAGAGAUUAAACCAGAAGUUAAAGUAGAAGUAGAGGAUGAUGACUUGGAACGCGUUCUUGCCAAGGCUCGCAAACUAAAACAAAAAGAGAAUAUCAUUAAGAAGCCUUUGCCUGUCGACUUCGAAAGUAUUCAGCGGGAGGUAAAACCCGAACCUGUGGAGGACACCGCUUCAGGUGUGGUCCUUACUGGCGUCGAUGGCAACAUUGUAUUGAACGCUACAGCUGAGUUUUGCCGCACUCUGGGCGACAUUCCCACGUACGGUAUGGCGGGCAACCGUAAUGAGGACUCCAACGACAUGAUGGACUUUGACAAGACCGAACAGCCGGAGGAGCUCACUGAAACACUUACCGAUGAGCCUGCCCUGAGUCACGGCACCUGGAAUUCGGUCAAUCCCGAUGAAGUCAUGCAGCCUGCCGAUUUGGAUAAUCUGGGUGAAGACCUGGAAGAUCGUGCCAUUCUAGACGAGGAACCCGACGUGGGAGCUGGUGUAGCGAAUGCUUUGCGACUGGCGCUGUCUAAGGGAUACCUUGAAAAGGAGGAAAAGAACAGACCUAGCAACACAAAAAUGGCCCAUUUGCAGGCCAAAAACUAUUCCAUUGAGGAUAAAGCGGCUGGUGAGGACGACAAGGUUGGCCGCCGUGAUCGCUUCCACUUUGGACCGAUUACAGACUUUAAGGACAAGGAGACCUUCAAGCCCAAUGUCAAGUUGGAUUAUAUCGAUGACAAUGGCCGCAUAUUGAACCUAAAAGAGGCUUUCCGGUACUUGUCACAUAAGUUCCAUGGCAAGGGACCGGGCAAGAACAAGAUCGAGAAGCGUCUCAAGAAAAUGGAGCAGGAUGGGCUAAUGAAAACCAUGAGUUCAACCGAUACACCUUUGGGAACUCUGACCAUGUUGCAGCAGAAGCAAAAGGAGACGAAGACCGCAUACGUGGUGCUUAGUGGCAACAACAAAAACGUGCCAGGUGUCAGUGGCUCCGCAAUAGCCAAAUUCAAGUAGAUAAGGAGCAGGAAAGACAAGCGAUUUAACUACCAAGAUAUCCAUAACCAAAUGCAAUAGACACUUCCUAAUCCGCGUACUAAAUACUUAAGUUUAAUACUCCAACAUAUGCAUCCGGCCCAAAUAUGUAAUUCUCUUCAUAUUUAUUCAAAUACACUUUGGAUUUAUCUUAAAAA
Drosophila teissieri is the source of this 3180-nucleotide messenger RNA. RefSeq names its product U4/U6.U5 tri-snRNP-associated protein 1. Gene Ontology annotation, biological process: mRNA cis splicing, via spliceosome; maturation of 5S rRNA. Lineage: Eukaryota; Metazoa; Arthropoda; Insecta; Diptera; Drosophilidae. The transcript is spliced from 6 exons. The record is from RefSeq and is a predicted model, not a curated record. Gene Ontology annotation, cellular component: U4/U6 x U5 tri-snRNP complex. Bases 95 to 3004 code for a protein of 969 amino acids.